AUCUCAUUUGUCUGUCCCGUGUCCAGUUCCCUUGCCUAUCAAAAAUCGUACUUCUUCUAAAGAUCAACGCGAUGCCUAACCAAAGCAACCACGAGGCAUCACACGAGGCACCCUUCGAAUACGAGAAGGAAAUCUACAACAAAGGCCUCCAAUUCGAGCGUCCAUCACUCACUUUUCAAUCAAAUAAGUGGGAGAGUCUAGCCAAAGACCGCCUUUCAGCUGAGUCGUGGGGCUAUGUUGGAGGAAGUGCCGGUACCGGUGAGACGGCAGCAAAGAAUCGGGCUGCAUUCCAGAAAUGGUCAAUCGUCCCAAGCCGCCUGGUAAAGGCAGAGUUUCCUGAUCUCAGCGUGAAGCUGUUUGGUGAGGAUUAUCCGUUUCCCAUCGCAGUUGCUCCAGUUGGAGUUCAGAGAAUCUUCAAUCCAGACGGCGAAGAAGCAAGCGCUGCUGCGGCGAAGGAGCAGCGAUUUCCCUAUGUCAUGUCAACCGCUUCCUCGACAAGCAUUGAAGACGUUGCGAAGGCCAACGGUACUGGAAAACGCUUCUUCCAACUCUAUUGGCCAAUGAACGAGUACAAUCAUAUUACGAAGAGCCUUCUCCAACGCGCGAAAAAGUCUGGAUUCACGGCCCUGUUUGUAACUCUGGACACGUACAUCCUUGGUUGGAGACCGAGCGACAUGGACAAUGGGUACAAUCCUUUUUUGCGUCCCGACAAGAUCGGUGUCGAAAUUGGCUUCACAGACCCAGUUUAUCGAGCCCAUUUCAAGGAGAAGCAUGGGAAGUCAAUCGAGGAAGACUUAAAGACGGCAGCCGGCGAAUGGGCUAGCACAGUGUUCCCUGGUCAUAGCCACUCUUGGGAAGACGUGAAGUUUUUGCAGGAGAAUUGGGACGGACCAAUCGUCCUGAAGGGGAUUCAAUCCGUCGCAGAUGCGAGAAAGGCUGCAGAGAUAGGUGUCCAAGGCAUCGUGGUCUCCAACCAUGGAGGUCGUCAGGUGGAUGGGGGUGUAGCUUCGUUGGAUAUGCUGCCAAAGAUAGUCGAUGCAGUGGGAGAUAAGUUAGAGGUGUUGUUCGACUCUGGUGUUCGAUGUGGUGCUGAUAUAGCCAAGGCCCUGGCUCUUGGAGCAAAGAUGGUGCUGAUAGGUCGGCCGUACGUGUACGGGCUUGCCUUGGGCGGGAAAGAGGGUGUCAACCACGUCCUUAGAACCUUGCUGGGGGAUCUCGAUUUGACGUUGCAUCUUUCUGGAAUUCCCUCUGUUAACCCGAAGGAAUUGAAUCGGGAUCGACUUGAGAAGGAUUAGUGUUGGGCGGAUCUAAUAGUAGUCCCCCUUUCUCAUGCCAGUACUGAAAAGAAGGGGACUACUAAUCGCACACUCCCCCUCUCAUUUGAUCUUCUUAUUAGUCGCGCCACCUAGACUAAAUCUAGUUCUAGACCACUGAGAUAAUAAUCCUUAAGCAUCUUGCAGC
Mytilinidion resinicola is the source of this 1461-nucleotide messenger RNA. RefSeq names its product FMN-dependent alpha-hydroxy acid dehydrogenase. The coding region runs from base 72 to 1295 and encodes 407 amino acids. The transcript is spliced from 2 exons. NCBI's taxonomy places the organism in Eukaryota, Fungi, Ascomycota, Dothideomycetes, Mytilinidiales, Mytilinidiaceae. The record is from RefSeq and is a predicted model, not a curated record. Gene Ontology annotation, molecular function: FMN binding; oxidoreductase activity.